AUGUUAUAUUACCGAGAAACCUUGGAACUACGAAAUGGUGUUAAGGAACUUGAAAACUAUAUUAAUUCAUUAAAUAGUAAAUAUCGUGCAAAAUUUGUACUAAAAAAAACUCGUGAUGAUAUUUCAAAAGCAUUAUUAUUAGAAAGAGUAACAUUAUGUGGCCAUUUGAUAGCCGAUGUUAUAUCUCGUUUAGCAACUCUGCCUGUCUCUAGGCAAGGACAAACAUGGGCUUGUUUUUCAGCUAUUAGUAAUGCAUUCGUUUCCGGUUCCGGUAUUGAUCUUGGAAUAUCACAAACACUAAUGCCAUUACCAUCAUCACCUCCAUCUUGUACACGCUAUCAGUUUCCGCUAAACAAGUCCAGUUUGCUUAUACAACAAAAUCAGUUUCGACAGUCUUCCGCUUUUGAUCCGAUAGCUAUACCUUCCACUUCAACGACAUUUCCACCUGAUAUACGUCUCUAUUUUGGACCAAAAUCAUUUUCUUCUCCAGUAGCACGUGCUACUAAAAAUCCGCAUACAGUAUCGCCAUCAUUCACUUUUUCAACCAAAAAUACGAAUAAACGACUGUUGAAUAUUGCUGAUGUGAAUGAGAUAGAAGGUGUAUUAAUUCCGUUUGAAAAAUACACACAGCAAAAUAUAAUUCCUUACAUAAAUACUGACGAUCAGGAAGAAUAG
Molecule: messenger RNA, 675 nt
Organism: Didymodactylos carnosus
Lineage: Eukaryota; Metazoa; Rotifera; Eurotatoria; Philodinida; Philodinidae
Source: the annotation of a GenBank genome assembly